Messenger RNA from Girardinichthys multiradiatus, 3034 nucleotides. It is a transcript of the gene tlnrd1, whose product is annotated as talin rod domain containing 1. The transcript has a single exon. Lineage: Eukaryota; Metazoa; Chordata; Actinopteri; Cyprinodontiformes; Goodeidae. The record is from RefSeq and is a predicted model, not a curated record. Bases 1392 to 2456 code for a protein of 354 amino acids. Gene Ontology annotation, molecular function: actin binding.
ACAGCUAGGCUAACACUGCUGUUGACGCCUAGAGGCGUCUGGUUGCUGAGCAGGCACGCUUUAAAGUAAAAGUGGUUGUUAACCCAGUGAAACACUUGGGUGAAGAUGUAGCAGAUGAUCAUUGUGGAACAACAACGAUUCAUUCUGUUGGUGGAAGUCAAGUCUAAGCUAAGGAUCACUUUUGUGCUUCGUUUGCUGAAACUUUGUCCGGACCAACAGUCGCACAGCGGACCACACCCUCCUUGCUUCCUCAUAGUAAUGCAGCGGGAGCGCGCAGGAUUGCUUUGGAUCUUUGGGAAUUACGCCGAACUUCCUCUUCGUACUUUAACGGUGUUGUGGUGGUAGAACUAAUGUGGACUGAAAUACCACCGAGUAGUAUGGAUAUAAUCAGCAAGUCGCUGCAGAGGAAAUGUGGAGCUGCACCGCGUUCAGGCUCGAACUAUGGAGCGGGGGGGGGGAACACAGACUGACUGACGGAUGAUGCCGAGGCAUCCGGAGCAGCCGAUAGCUUCCAACCCAGGGCUCAGUCUGAGAAGGAAGAGGUUAAAAACGGACUGAACGAAAAGAGUUAGUUUUGCUUGUCGAUGGACGGCCUGCUUUCGGUGGAACUGCUAAAACAAUGGUGCUGGCGCGAGAACCCAAAGUUCCUGCUGUCCUGAAAAGCUGCACGGAUGGUGCUCAGAUCGGAACCAGCAUGAGCAGGUCACACUCUCUGUGGAUAAGUCGGACAAGAUCACCAUCCAGUUACAGGCCAGAUGUUGGAGCAAAAUGCUUGUGAUUCAGAAAGAUACCAAAAGACUAAUAGCUAAUGUUGAGGUGGUUUCCUUAUAGUAGGCACCAGAAACAAGCAGAGUGAAAAUAUCUGCUGCUAAAGAAGUCAUUUUAUGAUGGACAAACUGAAGAGGAAACAUGUGGAACUGCACUGUGUUUGUUCUGGAGUUUGGGAGGAAGUGGUGUGAAUUAUAUUCCACAAAAACCUGGGACUACACUUUUAAUAUUAGCAGAUUGUUUUUGUUCGGGGCACUUAAUUAGAAAGGUGUUUCAAGUUAACUGUGCAGAAUUUGUUACACUGAUGACAGAGAUUGCUAGAGAUCCUGUUCUGUUAUUAUUAUUAAUUAUUAUUUAACCAAUUUUCCAGCCAGGUAACUAGGAACAAGCCAUAUCAGAUGAUUCUGAAUAAUCUUCCAACUGAGUAGCUGUAAUUCCACCUGUUUACACCUAGUGUCCUGUGGAGAACACUUAUCUACAAUUGAUGAGCUGUAUAUGAAGGGACUUAAUGUUAGACUGUUUGGCCAGUUGACUCUUUUGAGUUUGUAAAACACAGUGAGCUUUUAACCUAAAAAAUGCAGCACCAGAAAACUCCAAAUAAGUAAAGCUUCACCCUCAUUAUUAUGGCUAGCAGCGGCUCUGGCAGAUCUACUUGUGAGGGAUCAAGCAGCCCACUUAGUGGCAGUUUGCAGCAGAGGAAGCGGCUCGCCUUCAUCUGUGAUGCAUGUAAGGCCAAAGUGCAGAUGGUGGCUGACCUGCUGCUGCUGUCCAGUGAGACCCGGCCGGUCAUGACAUCUGAAGGUGUUGCACUGGAUGACACUUUCGACCAGUGUCGUGACACAGUAAUUGCAAGAACUAAAGAGCUCUCCAUUCUCACCCACGACAUCCAGAGCCAGCUUAACAUGGGUCGCUUUACAGAGGUGGGGGACCGCCUCCUGGAAAUGGCUGACUUGGUAGUUUCUCUGACAGAGUGCUCAACCCAUGCCGCCUACCUGGCAGCUGUGGAGAGCCCCGGCUCACAGCCCUGUCUGCCAGGUUUGGUUGAUCGUUACAAAGUUACCCGCUGCCGUCAUGAAGUGGAACAGAGCUGCAGCAUCCUCCGAGUUUCUCCCUUGGCAGACCUGACCCCUCAAGUUCUCCUUGAGCUCUCCCAGAACAUCUCCACCAAUCUCAAGACUCUGACAGAUAUCUCAUUGCUAGCCAGUGAGAGAUCAAGGGACCGCUUUGCUAAAGAACAGUUCAAGUUGAGUGUGAAGAGCAUAAGUACAAGCGGCACUGCCUUCCUGGCCUGCAUCAAAGAAGUUAAAAUCCAGCCCAGUGAGCUGACUAGAAACCGGUGCAUCCUUUUUAGUGCUGCGCUGGUCCAGGCUGUCAGCGCCUUGGUCGGGUUUGCCACAGAGCCUCAGUUCCUGGGAAGAGCUGCGAGUGUCUCAUCCGAAGGAAAGGGGGUACAGACUGCAGUGUUAGGGGGGGCCAUGAGUGUGGUCUCAGCCUCCGUCCUCCUGACUCAGGGCCUAAGAGACGUUGCUCAGCAUCCCGAGAGCAGCUCCAAAAUGCCAGACUACCGGGAGCGUCUGCGUAACUCGGCAUGUGCUGUGUCUGACGGUUGCACUCUGCUCACUCAAGCACUAAGAGAACGAUCCUCCCCGAGGACUCUGCCGCCAGUAAACUCUCAUUCUGUGAUUUAGUUCAGGUAAAGGCUGUUUGCCCGCUCACCCCAUUUUUGUUUUGUGGCAUACCAAAGAGACUCAUGGAUCACCCCUGUUCGUCAGGUUCCAAGCUGCAUGAGAACAGCCAGUCUAUGUGUGUGUGAGUGAAAGAGGGCGAUUGGUGGGUUCCUGAAGUAUGUUUGAGUGCAGUAGGAAAGAGAAACAACCACUGCAGGGUUUGUGCUAUGCUGGAUGUGGCUUGAGCCGUGUUAAAGUGACCACUGUGAGCCUGAUCCAGGGUCAGCAGACGGCUCACUUUAAGCCAAUGCACAGCAGCUUCAGACUGGAAAAGUUUAUCUCUGUGAUGGAUGUAGCCUCGAUCUGUGCAUGUAUGUCUGCCGGACAUGUUUGACUACAUGUGCUGCAUCAGUUUGGAGGAAAGGUUUCAAUGCUUGUGUUUUUUUAAACAAGUCUGAAUCUGAAAUGGUCGAAAAGCUGCUGUGAUUGUGUGCUAUAGGUUCAACACUAUUUACAAGACUUCUGUAGUAUUUUGAAAUGUUUUGACCUUGCAUGUAAUGGAGUAUUUAUUUCAGCUAAUUAAACAAUUGUUUUUGAGA